UGUUUUAUCGCCUACACAUAAUAAAGAAUUAUUAUUUUAGAAUAUAAUUAUUACUCUUAAUCAUGUCUAUGCUUUAUCGCGUGUAGACUGCUCACCUGUGGCCACAAUUGGCUGCAUCACAUCAAAGGCACCUGCAACUCUGCUGGGUAAUUAAUCUACCAGCUCGACCGUCUACACAACAAAGACCUCUUUUAAAAGUUUGGUAAUCUUACCUUAUCAAAAAAAUUAUACGCGUCAAUGUCAUGGCAUGUCGAAGAAGACGACAACUUUCACUUCCAGAUCACAGACACAGACAUGUGCCCAACAACGUAGAUCAUCUUGCUUUCAAAUACAUGUGACCUGUGUUCUCUGUCAGGAGAUGUGUAAAGUGGAGUCCAGCACAGAUUCUGACUCAGAGAUCAGUCCAAGAUGGUCGGACACCAGCACUAUGGGAUGUGUGAGCAGUACACCAGAGAGUGGGACCUUUCGCCGCACAUUGCCGUUAACACACAAGCCUGCAGGAAGACAUGGCUGCUAUUCUUUGUUUUUGGACCCGUACGAUGGGAGCUCUGAGGAUUCUGACGAGUCGAACAUCAAUGUGAGUGUCUCCAGCAGGCGGACGAGGCAGCAGGGGAAAUGUGGCGGAGGAGGAGGCUGUCGCUUCUCAGGCAGGAGCAGGAGACUAAUCCUUCAUCCCCCUGCUCCGGCUGCCCUCAGGGAAGUGGUGAAAACUGGGAUGAGAGAUCCUGUAAAAGAGCAGCAGCAACUUUUGGACGUGCAGAUGAAGUGUGUGAGCGACUCUGAGCUGUGUGUCUGUGAGCUGGACAUGCUGCCCCCCCACAGUGACAGGGAAAUGACCAACGAUUCAACAAUGCACAGCCAAACCAUGGAUAUAGAGCUGCACUGCCAACAUGAUGAUUCAGGCUUGCAUGCUACAAGAUCCUGCACACCUCACACACCUGGAUCUCUGACCCCAGUGGAAAGGAGCUCAACCCAGAUGCUGUGUAGCUCCUCUGAGAGAUCCUCCUGCCCCUGUAACGUCAGAUCACCUUAUAAGAGAAAGCUGGGUUUCUCUCGAGCAGAAGAUGUGGAGCUGGAGCAGAGAAAGAGGCAGUGUGUUGUCAACAUGGAGGAAGAACAAGAAGGAAAAGACUCUGAAACAUGUUAGAGCCAUCUUAUCAUGACUGUAGUCCUCGGCAAUGCCUUAACCCUUUGAUGCAUGCAACAUAUUGACCCCCCUUCUAAUGCACAACAUGGGUCAAAAAUGACCCGCAUCCAUUCCCCAUGUUAUUUAAUGCUGCUGUGUGUUUAUGUGCUCUAUCUUUUG
This is a messenger RNA of Centropristis striata (black sea bass), 1306 nucleotides long. RefSeq lists its product as uncharacterized. The record is from RefSeq and is a predicted model, not a curated record. Lineage: Eukaryota; Metazoa; Chordata; Actinopteri; Perciformes; Serranidae. The transcript is spliced from 5 exons. The coding region runs from base 248 to 1147 and encodes 299 amino acids.